This is a messenger RNA of Gambusia affinis (western mosquitofish), 2821 nucleotides long. RefSeq lists its product as uncharacterized. NCBI's taxonomy places the organism in Eukaryota, Metazoa, Chordata, Actinopteri, Cyprinodontiformes, Poeciliidae. The record is from RefSeq and is a predicted model, not a curated record. Gene Ontology annotation, biological process: Notch signaling pathway; protein ubiquitination. The coding region runs from base 136 to 2505 and encodes 789 amino acids. The transcript has 10 exons.
CGUCUUUUAUAAUAUUAUAGAAUAACAGAAUAAGAUUUCAGUUUCUGACAAACCUUCAGCUGCUUUCAGAUUCAUUUACAAGGUGUCAACGUUUGCAGCGCGAACAGGCAAAAAGAAAGGAAGUAGACCAUCACAAUGUCUACUUCCAUGGAAGAAGAAGAGCCCAUGGACUUUGUGGCUCAGGGUGAGAUGGGUCUUCCACAGGCUCAAAAUAAAGUUCUGCUGACUCUCACGUUGAGGUGGUCUGUGGAAAAGAAAAAGAAGGUAGAUUUACAAAAAGCACUCCAGACUUGGUUGAGCAGAACUAAAGCGGACUGCUCUGUUCAAGAGAUCUUACCAGAUGGGAGGGCUGUGAUUCUGAUUGAACUUCCUCCAGGUCUCACAGAGAUUUAUUCGCUGAAUGGUGAAACACUUUAUACAAAAGACAAAAAAGAAGUCGUCACCAUCUUGUCUGUAAUGGUGGGAACACCACAGCAGGAUCCACAAACAGCAGACGAUGCUUUGGUGAAUCCGACUCCUCCAGCUGCUUCUGUAAACACUAAAACUGCUGAUUUGAAGCCAUCAGCUCUACACACUCUAACACAGGCUGCAAAGGAGACUCCAAAAGAAGAAGUCCUACUGACUCUGUCGUUGAAGUGGUUGGAUAAAAAUAAAAAGAAGACAGAUCUACAAAUAGUCCUUCAGGUUUGGUUCAGCAAAUGUGAACCUAAAAUAGACUGCACAGUUCACAAGCUUUUACCAGAUGAUCGGGCUGUGAUUGUGGUUUCACCUCUUCCAGGCCUUGAAGAGCUUCAGAAGCUGGGUGGUAAAACACUUUGUACAAAAGACAAAAACGAAUUAGUCACCAUCUUGUCUGUAAUGGUGGGAACACCAAAGCAGGAUCCACAAACAGCAGACGAUGCUUCGGUGAAUCCGACUCCUCCAGCUGCUUCUGUAAACACCAAUGAUGCUGAUUUGAAGCCAUCAGCUCUACACACUCUAAAACAGGAUAUGCUUGGUAAUCCGUUUACCUCGACAGCAGAAACCCUUCCUCCAAGAAAACCUGAAGAAGAAGCUCAAGAAAGUUGCCUUCAGCCGCUGAGUCACUUCUGGUACAUGAGUCACAUCUACAAGGAAGGAAUUAAACAGAUUGAGAGGAAGAAUAAAAUUAAGAUGGUGGCACAGGUCCAUGUGACAUUUGAAGCUGAAGAGGAAGAUGGAAACCCUCAUGAAGCUCUCAAUGAGUUCAUUGAUCUCUCACAGAGCUGCUCUACUGAUUCAGGCCAGGCAGUGAUUCCUCUCAAGUUUGUAGAUCCAGAUCAGUGGAGUGAUGCAUUAAAAGUCAUCAAGAGAAACAAGGACAAGAUUUUGCUCACCAUGUCAUCUGAAGAAGUUAUUGUUAGUGGUCCAAAGCAAAGCCAAGAUGAAUUCAGUGCAGUCCUGAAUGCGAUGCAGACGACAAACACACCAGCUGAACAGCACAAACCUACACCAGACGAUUCAUCACUGAGGAGGACAAACAUGACCGACAAAUAUCCAGGGCUACUAAUGCGCAACGUCAGUGGUGAUCUCUCAAUGAAAGUCAACAUGACAAUCAAAGAUGAUCUUGCUGAUGAAGGUCUGACCAUAAAUAAGAACCAGUGGAAAAACCUGAAGUCUUCUCAUAAUGACCAACUUACAGUGAUCAAAUCUAAGUUCAAUGUGGAUUUUAAAGAAUCCAGCAUCAGUGAGGGGAAAGUUAAUGUCAAACCAUCAUAUAAAGGACAUGGUGGAAACGCAGCAAUGGAGAGCCAUGCUGUCAGAGCUCAGGGUCUGUACCAGAAGAUGAUGACGUCACCCAUGUCACUUCCUCCACCUAAUCGUACCACUUGGUUCAGUGGUUCUGAAGAGGCGUUCAAUAAAACUAGAAAUAAAAGUCAUUCAAUACAAAACAGAAAAAAAUCAGCAAGCAAGAUCACAACAGGGGACAAGAAAGAUGAUAAAUGCCCACUAUGUUUGUCUGAUUUUACUAAUAAGAAGCAGCUGAAGUGUAAGCAUGCAUUUUGUAAGGAGUGCCUGCAAAAUGCACUGAAAGCAUGUGGACCCAUCUGUCCAAUAUGCAAGGAUGUUUUUGGUGUGAUGAAGGGAAACCAACCUGAUGGAAAAAUGUCUUGGAAUAAGUAUCCAUUAUCCCUACCUGGAUUCAAAGAUUGUGGCCAUAUAUGCAUCACCUACAACAUUCCAAGUGGAAAACAGACGGAGAAUCACCCAAAUCCUGGCCAGUUCUAUAGAGGAACUACCAGAUAUGCAUAUCUUCCAGACAACAAAGAGGGCAACAAAGUUCUGCUACUCCUGAAUAAAGCUUUUGACCAGAAGCUGAUUUUCACUGUUGGAGCUUCUAGGACAACCGGGGCGGAAAACAUGGUGACCUGGAAUGACAUCCACCACAAGACGUCCAUGUCAGGAGGACCAGAGUGUUAUGGAUAUCCAGAUGAGAACUACCUGAGCAGAGUCAAAGAGGAGCUGAAGGCUAAGGGCAUCCAGUGAAGUUUUUGUUUUACAUUAAGUGAAUUUUAAAUUCCAAAAUCUGACUAAUUGAAUUUGAAUUUCCACUUUUUGUUCUAUCAUGUUUUAUAAUAAAUAAGACUUACUUUGGUUACUUUGAAGUUCACUGAAAGACUUUCUCUCAUCUAUCAAAACAUAACUAAACAAAUCACAUCCUUUUGAAAGAUUUACUUAAUUGUUUAUUUUUUUCUUUACAUGUAUCAUAUGAAUCACAGUGUAAUUUAUAACUGUAAUCAAAUGUCAUAUGAUUAUUGGGUUCAGUUUUUCAUAUAAAUUAAGAAAUUUACAUUCAACAGAA